This is a messenger RNA of Papilio machaon (common yellow swallowtail), 1012 nucleotides long. RefSeq names its product zinc transporter 1. The transcript has 7 exons. The record is from RefSeq and is a predicted model, not a curated record. Gene Ontology annotation, molecular function: zinc ion transmembrane transporter activity. Bases 1 to 723 code for a protein of 240 amino acids. Gene Ontology annotation, biological process: intracellular zinc ion homeostasis; detoxification of zinc ion; zinc ion transmembrane transport. Gene Ontology annotation, cellular component: membrane. Lineage: Eukaryota; Metazoa; Arthropoda; Insecta; Lepidoptera; Papilionidae.
AUGAUGAUGUAUCCAUUGAACGGCUCCAUCAUUGUGGUGGGCUCUGCGCUAGUCGUGUGGCUGACGGAGUGGCCCUACAAGUACUACAUCGACCCCGCGCUCAGUAUAGUUCUAGUCAUCUUAAUCCUCGCCUCCGUGUGGCCGCUUCUCAGGGAAUCUGCGCUCAUCCUGCUUCAAACUGUACCCACACAUAUACAGGUGGAUGCGAUACAGCGGCGUUUGUUGGAGAAAGUGGAUGGUGUUUUGGCGGUACACGAGUUCCAUGUAUGGCAACUAGCUGGAGAUAGGAUUAUUGCCAGUGCUCAUAUAAGAUGUAGAAAUCUAUCGGAGUAUAUGAAGAUUGCUGAGAAGGUGAAGGAGUUCUUCCACAACGAGGGCAUUCACUCGACCACCAUUCAGCCAGAGUUCAUUGAGCUACCGCUGGAUGGCACUGAGAUGGUGAGCGGGGUGUCUGCAGAUGACCCGUGUGCGUUACACUGUCCCCCCAACGAUCUCUGUCACAAUGCCACCUGCUGCGGACCAAAUCAACAGGAGCGCAGCACACCUUCUCCGGCUGUGACACCGUACAUGUGUCGUCAGAGGAACAUGGGCUCCAGGACGGAGUCUGUCAACUCCAAUGUGGGGGGUGGGGUUCAGGUCGCCACCACUGCCACCAAUCUGGACGCCCUCGAGUGCGGGUCUCUAUUGCCGACUCCGAUGGCGGACGGCAGGUUGUCCGUCUGACAUGCGCUUGUGCACAUCUCAGUCACAGGAUAACUCAUCUCACAUCGUACAUUAUCUAUCAUAUAAAUAAUCAACAAUCUUACAUAUUUUGUAUGAAAAUAUACGCAAAAUAAUUCAAGUGUGCUAAUAAAAUGUUGAUUAAAUUAAAAUGUAUAUCGAAAAAUAAUUUAGUGAUAAGACGCAUUUCAUUUUGGUAUCACUUUUUGACAUGAAAUACAUUUGUUGUGUUGCCGUCCAUGUGACUGUUAAAUUACACAAAUAUGAUUGACAAAUCACUGAAACAAACCUG